CCGAAAAUCGAAGGAGUAGCGGCCGCUGGAACGGUCCCCUCCAUUCCCGCCCACCGCGCGCGCUCUCCGCAUCCUCCCUCCACCUCCCAAACGAAGGGGGUGGCCCUAGCCCGCUCCGGCGUGGCCAGGGGAGGUGUCCGGCUUUCCCCGCGUUCUCCGAACUAGCUGCGGGAAGGUCUGCGGCCGCAAAUGGUGUGAGCAUUCGUAGGAUGGGACUUUACCUGACCGGCAGAUGCGCCUCGCUCAUUCUCGCGGUGCAAAUAGCAUCCCUGGUGCAGGCCGUGAGGGCCGCGGGCAAGUGCGAUGCGGUGUUCAAGGGCUUCUCCGACUGUCUGCUCAAGCUGGGGGACAGCAUGGCCAACUACCCGCAGGGCCUGGACGACUCGACCAACAUCAAGACCGCGUGCAUGUACUGGGAGGAUUUCCACAGCUGCACGGUCACUGCCCUGACGGAUUGCCAGGAUGGGGCCAAAGAUUUGUGGGAUAAACUGAGAAAAGAAUCCAAAAAUCUCAACUUCCAAGGCAGCAUGUUCCAGCUGUGCAGUGGCAGCAGCGCGGCCGCCGCCGUCCUGCGCCCCGCACCCGCGGUGCUCCUGGCCGCGCGCUCUCGGCAGCACUGGCCGCCCGGCUCCUCUGAGCGCGCCCCCCCGCGCCCACCCAUCACUCACCCUCCCGGAACGCCCAGGACAGGCCCCGCGCUCCCGGGGACGCGGCGGUCCCUUGCGACGAUGCUCGGGGCGCAGCGCGUAGGGGCUGCGGGAAGCCGGGUCCCCUGUGCCAUUUCCUCCGACCACCGCCCGCGCGCCGGGGUACCCACCCCGCCGGCCGGCCCAGCCUCACUCAGCUUUAGUUCGUUCCACACCAAAACGCGCCCUGCCCUGCCGCAGAGCAGAGACCCGCCCCAUUGGUUUCCGACUUUCCGUUCUGUCUGAUUUAUUUUUGGUUAUUAUUUGAUGAUUUUGGCAAAAGAAUCUCAGGAACGGCCCUGGGCCACCUCUAGUCGCCAUGUGGAUGGGACCUGCUGCCAGGAUGGGCGGUGGCGACGGGCAGGCCCGGGGCAGGGACCCCGCAGCCCAGCCAUGGCCCCGGGCGCUCUGUGCCCAAGGCGAGCGGCUUUCUGCCAUGCCACCUUGUUUCCAUCAUCGCCACUAGCCACGUCCGCGUCUCCUCGAGAACACCCUUCGUGUGGCCGAGUGGGAUGGAAAGAGGAAAAGGGUGGAGGGAACCUGGUUUAGUAUAGGUGAAGGCCCACCCCCCCAGCAGGCUGCGGGCUCCCUCCUGCGGACCGCCUGCCCUGGGACGCAUCUCCCUCGCCAGUCCACCCACUGUCUUUGCGGGCCUCUUCUGUUAUCCGUCACCCAUCCAGUAAUACCUGAUCUCCAUCGGGAUAGAUCGCAGGGGGGGAUGUCAAACGUUCAUCUAAAAUAUAGUUAAAAAAAGAAAAGAUUUUGACAUAAAAGAGCCUUGAUUUUAAAUAAAAUAAAAACAAAGAGAGAUGUAAUUUAAACAGUUUAUUAUAAAUUAAAUUCAGCAAAAAAUAAUAAUAAUAAAAGAUUUGCUACAAAGUAUAGAGACGUAUAAAAUAAAAGUUAUUGUUUGAAACGGAA
Messenger RNA from Suncus etruscus (white-toothed pygmy shrew), 1607 nucleotides. RefSeq names its product neuritin 1 (gene NRN1). Lineage: Eukaryota; Metazoa; Chordata; Mammalia; Eulipotyphla; Soricidae. Gene Ontology annotation, cellular component: plasma membrane. The record is from RefSeq and is a predicted model, not a curated record. Bases 210 to 932 code for a protein of 240 amino acids. The transcript is spliced from 4 exons. Gene Ontology annotation, biological process: nervous system development; neuron projection extension.